UCAUCAAAACGGUGCAUGAGCUAUAGAGCCUUGCACAGAUCAACGGUUAGAAAUAGAUCCUCGUUAGGGUUCGUUCUUUCGGUUCCGUGGUUUCCUGAAAUCGAAACCCAUCUUCCAAUUCACGCAUCUUCAUCAACUGGAUCGCUUCCAGUACCUUCUGAGUUUGAAGCUAUGGAGGCUUAUAAGAGAUGGGUGAGACAGAACAAAGAGUACGUGCACUCGUUAGAAUCUUUGGCCAAUGGAAUGACAUGGCUUCUACCUGAACGAUUUUCUGAAUCAGAGAUUGGACCAGAAGCAGUGACAACCAUUUUGGGAAUCGUCACAGCUAUCAAUGAACAUAUAAUUGAUAGUUCUCCUAGCCAAAAUAUUACUGGCUCUGUUGAGCCUAAUUCAUUCCCUUUUCCAUUAUGCUUAUCUGCAUUAAAGGAUUUGGAAACAUUAGUUGAAGUCGUGGCACAACAUUACUAUGGCGAUGAUAAGAAAUGGAAUUUCCUUGCUGUUACCGAAGGAAUCAAGGUACUGGUUCGGUUGUCUUUGUUCCGAAAGAGUGGAUAUAAAAUGGUGUUACAUGGAGGGGAGACCUCUAAUGAUGAUUCUACUUCACAACAUCAAAUUGUCGCGAACCCAAAAGGGCGUUACAAUCCUGGAACAAACCCGUGGAAUCUGGAAGGAAGAGCACUGUCUGCGUUAAGUCAAUUUGGAGAAAAAGCGAGGAUGGUGUCAGAUCCGGUGUGGGCACGUAGGGUUCAACACCAGCAAGCAAUCAUGGAACCCGCCGCUUCAAGGGUAGUGAAACCUACACUUUCCACUAUAUUGUCAAAAAAGGGGUUUCGUGGAGCUUUGUUUUUAAUUGGAGAAGUCCUAUUUAUUAUUAGACCACUUAUCUAUGUUUUAUUUAUUCGAAAAUACGGCAUUCGGUCAUGGACCCCUUGGUUCCUUUCACUGGCUAUUGAUACCAUAUCAAACAGUAUUCUCUCAAUUAUUACUACGACAGUGGCGGGUGAAAAUCAGAAAAUGAUUCAUAUUUCUGCCCCAGAGAAGGAUGAGGUUAAACGACGGAAGCUGUUAUUUGUACUCUACCUAAUGAGAGAUCCAUUUUUCAGCAAAUAUACUAGACGAAAACUUGAAAGCACAGAGAAAGUUUUGGAACCUGUACCCAUCAUAGGAUUUCUUACAGCUAAAAUUGUUGAGCUUACAAUUGGAGCUCAAACACGAUACACUUACAUGUCAGGAUCAUGAUACAAAAUCCAAAAGAAAGACAUCAUUGCUCUCCAAAAUUGAGGGAAUAUGUUCACACUAUGCUGCCACACUUAGUUUUGUUUCUGAUUUUCAAAUGAUGAAAGAGAUAUCACAUUUGAUACUAUUAUGAUAGAAAAGCAAGAAACAAACAAGUGUGGGACAUAUUUUUUGGGAGGUAGUUCAACUAUCAACAACUGGACAUAAAUUUGGAGAUUUUGUUUCACUCCUACACAUUAGAGUCUGAAUACCAAAUUGGAAAGUUACACUGUUUAUUAAACUUAGAAAAUUAAGCUUAUCAUCCUUUGAAUUCUUGUGAGAAAGAAUGUAUGUUAAAUAUACUAUUUGCACCAAAAGAAGGUGAAUGAAUAAGCAACUUUCUAAUGCCUUGCUGUGUCUUUAUGUUUCAAGGGAUGCUGCAAAGCUUUCUGUCAAA
Molecule: messenger RNA, 1672 nt
Organism: Vicia villosa (hairy vetch)
Lineage: Eukaryota; Viridiplantae; Streptophyta; Magnoliopsida; Fabales; Fabaceae
Product: peroxisome biogenesis protein 16-like
Exons: 8
Coding region: 16-1239 (407 amino acids)
Biological process (GO): peroxisome organization
Cellular component (GO): peroxisomal membrane
Source: RefSeq, a predicted model, not a curated record